GCUUGCUGGUGAAUUUAGCAGUGAAAAGGGCCACACAUUUGUUGAACAACUUCACAAAGUCCAGUGUAUGCUGCAGGAUGUGGGCUCCAACAUCGCAACGCCUCUCUCCUCAGCCAGGGAGGCUCACUUAAAACGAACAUCUUUUAGUGAGAAACCAGUUCUGGAGUUGGAGCAGUGGAUUGACAGUUACUCAGAGCAGCUUCCUCCGCUCAGAGCUUUCAUCUUGCCAUCAGGAGGUAAAAGCAGUGCUGCUCUCCAUUUUUCCCGAGCUGUCUGCCGCAGAGCUGAAAGGUGUGUGGUUCCCUUAGUACAAGCAGGGGAAGCAGAUCCAAAUGUGGCCAAAUAUUUAAACAGACUGAGUGACUAUCUCUUCGUUUUGGCACGUUAUGCUGCAAUGAAGGAAGGGAAGGAAGAGAAAAUAUAUAUAAAGCCUGAACCGUAA
This is a messenger RNA of Cariama cristata (Red-legged seriema), 442 nucleotides long. RefSeq names its product methylmalonic aciduria (cobalamin deficiency) cblB type (gene MMAB). Gene Ontology annotation, molecular function: corrinoid adenosyltransferase activity. The record is from RefSeq and is a predicted model, not a curated record. Lineage: Eukaryota; Metazoa; Chordata; Aves; Cariamiformes; Cariamidae. The annotation marks the transcript as partial. The transcript has 6 exons.